AUGGUGAGAGGAUCAAAAAAGUUCCAACUGAAGAAUGGAGAUUACAUUCACUGUGUUCUAUGGAACUACCAUUUUUACAUCACUGGCACGGAUAUUGUCAAGAUACUAGUUUGGAGGUUUCAAAAUUCAGGAAGACAGUUGGGAAAUAUGAAAAAGUUUGAAGAGGGCGUGUUUUCAGAUCUGAGAAAUUUGAAGCCAGGUAUUGAUGCAUCGUUGGAGAGGCCACGGUCAGAAUUUCUAGAGUUUCUGUACAAAAAUGGGUGCAUCAGGACACAAAAGAAGCAAAAAGUAUUCUAUUGGUAUUCUGUUCCACACGAUGCGCUCUUCUGUGAUGCACUGGAAAGGGAUAUGAGGAGAGACAAUACGAUCUACAACUAUAACGGAUAUCCAGCCGACAGAAGAGUACCAUAUCAAGACGCGAUGAUGAGCCAGAGCUAUGUGCCGUAUUCUAAGACGUCCCAGCAGCUGUUCAACAGUUCUUUUGAGCAACCAAGAAAAAUGGAAAAGAUCUGUGAGAUUAAAAAUGAUUUAUUUAAUAUUAAAAGUACUCUAUUUGGUGACACUAGGUCGUUGAAUGGAUCAAGUAGUAUUCCAAUUAAUUUUUCAGGCAACAGCACAUCUAAUUCCGUGGCCAAUCGGAACGUGGCUGAAGCACAGAAUAGCGAGCUUUCAUUUGAUAAACUUUUCUCGCUGAAUCCUGAGCCCAAAAUACCUCAACUUGAAGAUUACGAGGAUGAGUCCAAGAUGAGACUUAUAAGGUCUAAAAUAGGCGCAGAUUUGAGAAAGAAAUUUGACGACUUUGACCUUAACCAGCUUGGAUUCUUAAAAGAAAGAUGCCAGGAAUACUUUGGAUUUGGUAAAGAGGUCUGUGAAAAGAAAAAAAUCCCAGACAAUCUACAAGCUGAGGAGAGUGGAGUUGGUGCAUCUGCCAAAGUUAGGUUUGUGGGAAUGAACAAUUCUGAAAUAAAUGAAUAA
Vittaforma corneae ATCC 50505 is the source of this 975-nucleotide messenger RNA. RefSeq lists its product as uncharacterized. The transcript has a single exon. The coding region runs from base 1 to 975 and encodes 324 amino acids. NCBI's taxonomy places the organism in Eukaryota, Fungi, Microsporidia, Nosematidae. Gene Ontology annotation, cellular component: Ste12p-Dig1p-Dig2p complex; Tec1p-Ste12p-Dig1p complex; nucleus. The record is from RefSeq and is a predicted model, not a curated record. Gene Ontology annotation, molecular function: DNA-binding transcription factor activity. Gene Ontology annotation, biological process: sexual reproduction; regulation of DNA-templated transcription.